GCUGGACUACGCAGAGUGGUGACGUUUCCUCAUUGGGCGGAAGGUUCGGUGGCAGUCGUCGGUCUUCCAGCUGGUGGGAGUUGGCGUCGCGGUGCUGGGCGCUGGGACCCUAGUUUAUGUAGUUUUGCAAGUCGGGCUGUGGGGUCGCCCCUGUCUUUCUGAUCCUCGCUUUCCCGGGUUUACUCCCCCAGCGUGGGGCUUCGCGAAGGAUUUCCCGGCCCCUUUGGGCCACGGCGGUAGCGGUGCCUUUUGCGGUGAGGAAAGUGAGGCUCAGAGAGAUUAAGUAACUUGCCCAAAGUAACACAGCGAGUAUGUAACAGAGCUGGGAUUUGAAUCCAGGUCUGUCAGUCUCUAAAUCCCAUGCUCUUUCCAGUACUUCACACUGCAACAGAUUUUCUUGUAAUCACAUCUCAAAGCCUUCAAGAUGGUACUAGCAGACCUUGGAAGAAAAAUAACAUCGGCAUUACGCUCCUUGAGCAAUGCCACCAUUAUCAAUGAAGAGGUAUUAAAUGCUAUGCUAAAAGAAGUAUGUACAGCAUUAUUGGAAGCAGACGUUAAUAUUAAACUAGUGAAACAACUAAGAGAAAAUGUAAAGUCUGCUAUUGAUCUUGAAGAAAUGGCGUCUGGUCUUAACAAAAGGAAAAUGAUUCAGCAUGCUGUUUUUAAAGAACUCGUGAAGCUUGUAGACCCUGGAGUUAAAGCAUGGACACCCACUAAAGGUAAACAGAACGUGAUCAUGUUUGUUGGAUUGCAAGGCAGUGGUAAAACAACAACAUGUUCAAAGUUAGCAUAUUAUUACCAGAGGAAAGGUUGGAAGACCUGUUUGAUAUGUGCAGACACAUUCAGAGCAGGAGCUUUUGACCAGCUAAAACAGAAUGCAACCAAAGCAAGAAUUCCAUUCUAUGGAAGCUAUACAGAAAUGGAUCCUGUUAUCAUUGCCUCGGAAGGAGUGGAGAAAUUCAAAAAUGAAAAUUUUGAAAUUAUUAUUGUUGAUACAAGUGGCCGCCAUAAACAAGAAGAUUCUUUGUUUGAAGAAAUGCUUCAAGUUGCUAACGCUAUACAACCUGAUAACAUAGUUUAUGUGAUGGAUGCCUCCAUUGGGCAGGCUUGUGAAGCCCAGGCUAAGGCUUUUAAAGAUAAAGUAGAUGUAGCCUCAGUAAUAGUGACAAAACUUGAUGGCCAUGCAAAAGGAGGUGGUGCACUCAGUGCAGUUGCUGCCACAAAAAGUCCAAUUAUUUUCAUUGGUACAGGGGAACAUAUAGAUGACUUUGAACCUUUCAAAACACAGCCUUUCAUCAGCAAACUUCUUGGUAUGGGUGACAUUGAAGGACUGAUAGAUAAAGUCAACGAGUUGAAGUUGGAUGACAAUGAAGCACUUAUAGAGAAGUUGAAACAUGGUCAGUUUACGUUGCGAGACAUGUAUGAACAAUUUCAAAAUAUCAUGAAAAUGGGCCCCUUCAGUCAGAUCUUGGGGAUGAUCCCUGGUUUUGGAACAGAUUUCAUGAGCAAAGGAAACGAACAAGAGUCAAUGGCAAGGCUAAAGAAAUUAAUGACGAUAAUGGAUAGUAUGAACGAUCAAGAACUUGACAGUACUGAUGGUGCCAAGGUUUUUAGUAAGCAACCAGGAAGAAUCCAAAGAGUAGCAAGAGGAUCAGGUGUAUCAACGAGAGAUGUUCAAGAACUUCUGACACAAUAUACCAAAUUUGCACAGAUGGUAAAAAAGAUGGGAGGCAUCAAAGGACUUUUCAAAGGUGGUGACAUGUCUAAGAAUGUAAGCCAGUCGCAGAUGGCAAAAUUGAAUCAACAAAUGGCCAAAAUGAUGGAUCCAAGAGUUCUUCAUCACAUGGGUGGUAUGGCAGGACUUCAGUCAAUGAUGAGGCAGUUCCAGCAGGGUGCAGCUGGCAAUAUGAAAGGCAUGAUGGGAUUCAAUAACAUGUAAAGAAGAUGCCUUAAUAUAAACUGACUCAGUUGAUUACACUAUUUGCUGAGACCUCAGAGUUUCCCUCCUUUUUGCAAAUGGGGAAAAAAGUAUUUUUCUUGCCUGUCUUGCCCUUUUUCUCUCUCUUCUCAUCUUUUUUCCUCUUCUUUUCUUCCUUCUUCUUUCCUUCUCUCCCUUUGAUAUAAGGGAGAAAUAUAUGGUUUUUGUGGACAUCAUUAUAUUUUUGCUUUAGAUUUUCUUCUCAGUUUUCAACCAUCAUAACACUUCCUAAGUUAAACAAAUCAUGAUGUAAAAUUUUAGUACUUAAAAGUUUUUAAUUGUCUCAAAGGCCAAGAAUUACAUUUGUAAACAGUCCUGGUCAGUGGUUACAUGAUGUCUCAAUAAAAGUGCUGUAAAAUAAACUUCAAAGUCGUUUUAAGUUAA
This is a messenger RNA of Phacochoerus africanus (Common warthog), 2362 nucleotides long. It is a transcript of the gene SRP54, whose product is annotated as signal recognition particle 54. The transcript has 17 exons. Lineage: Eukaryota; Metazoa; Chordata; Mammalia; Artiodactyla; Suidae. Gene Ontology annotation, biological process: SRP-dependent cotranslational protein targeting to membrane; SRP-dependent cotranslational protein targeting to membrane, translocation. Gene Ontology annotation, molecular function: 7S RNA binding; GTP binding; ATP hydrolysis activity. The coding region runs from base 425 to 1939 and encodes 504 amino acids. Gene Ontology annotation, cellular component: signal recognition particle, endoplasmic reticulum targeting; cytosol. The record is from RefSeq and is a predicted model, not a curated record.